Trichoplax adhaerens is the source of this 1653-nucleotide messenger RNA. RefSeq lists its product as uncharacterized. The transcript is spliced from 8 exons. Gene Ontology annotation, molecular function: metal ion binding; oxidoreductase activity, acting on single donors with incorporation of molecular oxygen, incorporation of two atoms of oxygen. Gene Ontology annotation, biological process: lipid oxidation. Lineage: Eukaryota; Metazoa; Placozoa; Uniplacotomia; Trichoplacea; Trichoplacidae. The record is from RefSeq and is a predicted model, not a curated record. Bases 1 to 1653 code for a protein of 550 amino acids.
AUGCCUAGUGAUCUAAUCAUUGAUAAUUUCUCGGAUGAUAAAGUCUUUGCAGAGCAGCGUUUGGCAGGAUUACAUCCCUUGCAGCUAUCCAGAGUUUUCAAAUCAUCUUGUCCACAGGGUUGGAAAUUAAUUGGUAAACAUUGCUAUAAAGCCUUUCGUCCAUAUCAUUACACAAACUGGCAUAUUGCUCAAUAUAAGUGCAAAUGUAAUCAUGGCCGUUUACCAAUAUUGUCGGAUCCUACGGAAGCUAAACUUGUUAAUAAGUACUUCAAAGCAUGGUACUCACGUGUCUAUGUGGGAGCAAAAUAUGGUAAGUGGCUGGAUGGCACUACCGUUGAAAAUACUUACAACACACCAAGCUACUUCCGAAAGUGCUUAUCAGCUCGUUUUUCGCGAUAUGGCUUGCGCUUGUUUUAUACUAGCUGCUUUAAGCCUGUCUGGAAAGUUGUUUGUCAGAGAGAUGCUAUUUUCGAUGGUACUAAGGUUUCUGAGUUAAAACCUUUCUUAAAUCCUGAUUUUGGUUGGAAGAAUGCUAUUGAGUCCAAAUUGAAUUCGCAAACAUUUGGUAAUACUGUAAAUCAAGCUUUGGAAGAUGGUCGUAUCUUCGUAAUGCAAUUUCCAGAAUUACGAGCACUUCCGCAAGGACCUGACAUCAACGAAGUACCCACUGAUAAUAGAACAAUGCAAAAUACCUCAUCGCCAAUUGCUAUAUUCGUAUCUAAUCCCGAUGUCAAUAAUGGUCAAUUACUGCCAGUUGCAAUUCAGAUGGAUAGCACACCAACGUCCUCAGUUUUUACCCCUGCUGAUGGCGAUAACUGGUCUAUUGCUAAAACUCGAGCUCAAUUAGCGACAUAUGUCUCCAGUCAACUUGUUGAACAUCUCUUAAAAACUCAAUUCUUAAUGGAUCCAGUCUGCGUUGUUGGUAAUCGACACUUGCCCUUAAAGCAUCCGUUACGCCAAAUUUUACGCCGUCAUUGCGUUGGCACGCUUUACGGAAUUGAUAAAUCAGCAACAGAAACUAUCUUACCUUAUUAUCCAUAUCGUGAUGACGGCAAGAAAGUCUUUGAUCUGUUACGAGACUUUACGGAACAAUAUAUUUCAUUAUACUAUGAUAGCGAUGCGGAUGUUGUCAACGAUUUUGAAUUACAAGCCUGGGCUGAUGAGUUGUCCAAUGAGGCAACAGGCACUCCAAACUCCGCAAAUGGCAAGAUAAAAGAUUUUCCUCCAGCGUUUCAAAAUAGACGUCAACUGAUCAAUGCCAUCCACUUGAUUUUAUGGACUGCAUCUGGUCAGCACGCGGCUGUCAAUUAUCCUCUGCUUGAGUAUGCAUCCUUUGUGCCUAAUAUGCCUGGAAAAUAUUACGAUGUCGAUGGUGUUGCUGGAUUUCAGCCAGAACGAUUCCCUACUGGUUCGCAAUCUAUCACUCAAGUAAAUUUUGCAAAUUUGCAAACUACAUUACGCCAUGAUAGCCUUCUUGACUAUGGAGCUGACAUUGAAGACCCACCAGCACAAGCAUUAGUUACCAGCUUUGCUGCUCAGUCCAGUACUUUAGAAGCUAGUCUAAUUGCUACCAACCUACAAAACGUAGCGGAUGGGCAUUUAAAUUACGCCUACUUAUUUCCGUCCCUUAUUACCAACAGUAACAGUGUUUAA